Messenger RNA from Prorocentrum cordatum, 960 nucleotides. NCBI's taxonomy places the organism in Eukaryota, Dinophyceae, Prorocentrales, Prorocentraceae. The record is from the annotation of a GenBank genome assembly.
CAAUUCAAGACUUGGCCGUCUGAUCCACCAACGUUUUGGCGGUCGAAUUGGCCCCAAUCGACCAGCAGCGCUGACAGAAUGGUGGCGGAAAAGGUUGCAUGGGAGCAAAUUAUUGAACGUGCUAGCAAAAUCACCUUGCACCAUUUGGAGGCAUGGCGGCUAGAGGAGAGCAGUCCGACGUGGCCGUUCGGCGCGAGGUCCAAGCGGGAGCUCGAGGGGCCGUUGAGAGUCUUGGUGUUCAGAUUUCUGGCAGUGGUACUGCCAGGAGUUUCUUGCUCCGGCCGUUGGCUGCAGCUCGCGCUCGAUGCGUUGAUGCAGAUCGACAUCAACAUUUUGCGAUCUCCAACCGACCUCAACGAGACCACCCUGCCAGCCCUUACCAUCGCGGCGGCACGAGCUGUUUUGAAAGUGGACAAUUGUACCAACGACUUCGCGGUGAACGGUGUUAUCACGCAGUAUAUGUUGGACGUGUGGCGUAAGUUUGUGCAGUCUUGGCCCUCUAGGGACCUCAUGGUGGACGUCACCGCGGUGGACGUCCACAAGAUGGAGCUCUGCCUGCUCAACACGUACAGCUCGCUCACGCCCACGGCCACAUGGCUCGAGGCGUUCCAGGAGCGCUUCAGUGUGCUGGACGGGAUGUCAGGGGUGCUCCCGCCAUCCAUCCAGCAAUGUUUCUGGAAGCAGUGCCUGUGCUACGCUGCCCUGAUCGCCGCUGGGCAGUCGGCCAGCAGCUCGCUCACUCCGCGGCUUCAGGCCAUGGGUGCCGUCAGCCUCUGCCUCGAGUGCGCCGGGCUGGCGACGGGUACGGCUCAAGCCUCUGUCGCCGCGCUCCUGGCCUCCGUCGGCGCCAGCAGCGCGGAGGAGCUGGCGGCUGCCCACCGCCCAUCCGUCAGGGCGAUCCAGCGCGUGCCGCACGGCGUGGCGGUCCGCCUCCUCCACGCCUUGGCAGCGCAGCCCUGA